Messenger RNA from Aspergillus steynii IBT 23096, 2211 nucleotides. It is a transcript of the gene triA, whose product is annotated as putative mRNA capping nucleoside-triphosphatase. Bases 1 to 2211 code for a protein of 736 amino acids. Gene Ontology annotation, molecular function: polynucleotide 5'-phosphatase activity. NCBI's taxonomy places the organism in Eukaryota, Fungi, Ascomycota, Eurotiomycetes, Eurotiales, Aspergillaceae. The record is from RefSeq and is a predicted model, not a curated record. The transcript has 3 exons. Gene Ontology annotation, biological process: 7-methylguanosine mRNA capping; polynucleotide 5' dephosphorylation. Gene Ontology annotation, cellular component: mRNA capping enzyme complex.
AUGGAUUUACGCACGAUCAUGAACAACGAUGCGGCCGCCUCGUCCUCGAAGCCGGCCGAACCCGCCUAUCCUCCCCGCGACCAGACUGCGCCGUCAACGUCGCCCUCUUCCUCCUAUCCUCCCGCGUAUCCUCACGGCUCUCCCGAGCGCUCCUCGUCUUACGGCUCUCUUCAAUCGCCUUACCAAUACCAACCUUCUCAUCCCGCUCCGUAUGGCUCCUCCGCGUCGCGUGACUCAUUCGGCGCGCCCGGCCCCUACAACCUUCCCCCCCAGCAGCAGUCCCCUGUCUACGCGCAGCAGCGUUCGCACUCCAUUCAGUCCGUUACGAACCCUCUUUUCUCCCCCACCUACUCAUCCCAUCUCAGAGAAAGCCCUCCCGCAGGUGGUCCUCAAGCGUACCCCCCUCAGCAAGCCUCCGCGCAGGCGUCGAUGCCUGUGACCCCUCGGGGCUCUGCUGCCACCGCGUCUGCUGCUGCGCCGUAUCCUCGACACACGCCCCCCUCCGGCCGUCCCUUAUCGUCGGGCCGGGAAUCCCAUUCUCACCCAGCGUCGAGUCCGUGGGUGGGAAGUGAUGCGCCGGCUCACAUGUCCCCGAAUACGGUCCACCGCAUCUCGCGGCAGGACUCGGGCCCCAUGGAAUAUACCCCCCGGCAGUCAUCGGCUUCAAUGGACCGGAGGACUUCCGACGAAAGCGUGAGCCCGAAGACGGCUCUUCCGCCGCAUUCUCGACAGGGAAGCGUAGUCGGCGCAUAUCCGGAUCAGACGGCCGCGCCGCAACCUAUGGCCGUGGAAAAUGGUUUCGCGGCAAGGGAACGCCGGUCCAGCGUGCAGAGCUCGAGCGUCGGGCCGCCUGCGACUCACAUAAAUAGUUCUCCAUCGACUCGUGCAUCGGUGACGCGCGAUGGUCUUCUGGUAGAAGAGGCGCGAUCGGCGCCGAUGGCAUCAACAGACAGACAACCACGUGUGGCUGCGGUCAGCCCGACCGGCCCCAAGGUGAAGCGACGAAGGUAUAACGAGCCGCCUAUCUUCGCUCAACGAUCUGUGCGCACCAAAGGAAGAUGUCCGAUGAUCCCGAACCGACUACCCCCUAUCCCGAAGGACGCCCGGGACUCGGCACAGAAUCCGUGGAAUCUGCGCCAGCAGUCUGUGUCUACUCAGGCUUCUACCGCUGCAGUUGACUCGUCUUUGCCAGCCAAACCGGAGGCCGAGACGCCGCCAGUCAACGGUCCUCCCGCCCCAAGUCAACCUCCAGAGUCUCCCCAGCCGGCCCAGCCGGCCCAGGCAGCUCAGACGGGCAGUCUGGGGCCCUGGGAGCCGUCGAUAAAAGGAAUCGUGCCGUACGAAGAAAUCACCAAAACGGUCUGUGAUUUCUUGUUCCAACACGUUGUCCUGCGAAACGAUGCCGUUGCCGCUCCCGCGGGGACAUCGGCAGCGGGCCAGGGAGCAAUUAUUGAGGUGGAAGCCAAGAUGGGUCAGCUGGUCGAUAUGGAUCGAAACGAGAGGCUUCAUCUUCCAAUCCAGACGGAAAGCGUGGUCGAUAAGAAGAACACGCGCCUGCGGACCGCCUUCGAGAGCACGAUGACAGUGGCGCAACAUCGAGCGAUGAAUAAUUUCCUGAAUGAAGCAGUGAAACUGUCCAUGCCGCAGACCAAACCCGACCGAGUCCCGUUGUCAUACGCACAUAAAAAGGAACGGGACACCUUCUAUGAAGUGUCGCCUAGUGAACUUUCUCCUGUUAUCCGACAGAACCUCAACCCCCGUCACAAGCCCAGAGUUCGGGUCACCGUCGACCAGCGAACGGGUGAAGUGCUCGCGAAAAUUGUCAAAUGCCGAAUUGCCGAUCUUGACGUGUUCAGUCCAAACACCUGUGUCGAUUGGCGUAUCAGUGUCAAUCUGGAAAUGAGUUAUGAAGGCGAUGUCUCUAAUCUUACCGUGCUCGAUGGUAGUCGAGGCGGGCGCGGCGGCGACCGUAACAAGGAUCGAAUGAGCUAUCGGCAUCUAGCCUAUCAAAUCGAUCUAACGCAAGUCGCCAAAUCCGAGCCCCCAGUAAAAGGUGAAUUCGAACAUGAACUCGAGAUCGAAUGCUCCGCCGCCGAGAUCCGCCGUCAAGGUCAACUCGCCAUGUCCGGCGACCCUUCAAAUCAGUACGAGGACUUGGUCAAGGGCUUCGUGGAUAAUAUUCGCGUGUUGGCAAGAGCGGUCCCACCGUGA